UUUUUAACUUGGGUUCCAGUGUGCCGAGCACUGUGCGCAUAUUUGGAAUCCUCCUAUGAGGUUGGUUUCUGAAUCCUGUAACUUGAAACCCAGCAGGAAAGUCCUCUUUUACCGUGAAGACCUGACAGCCCACAGACAGUUAACUUCUGUUUACAUGGAACUCAAGAAUCUGCAAACCAUGCCUCAUUCUAGGUGGGAGGUGGCGAAAGCAGAGCAGGAACAUUGUGUAGGCGGAACUCCAGUGCCGCAGUGGGAGGCUUCCGGGGGAACGGCACCGGUGACGGGUCGGCGGAGACAGAAAAGUGCCGGACACCGGGCCGAUCAUGGAAGCUUGACAACCUGCAGGCAGGCUCUGGGAGGCCGAGACAUCGGCGAAGAGAACAGAGUCGGCGGGGACAGAUCUCAAGAUCAGAGAAUGGCAGGUGAACAGAAACCCUCGAGUAACCUCUUGGAGCAGUUUAUCUUAUUAGCCAAAGGUACCAGUGGCUCAGCCCUCACCACUCUCAUAAGCCAGGUGCUGGAUGCUCCUGGGGUCUAUGUUUUUGGAGAACUGCUGGAGCUGGCCAACGUUCAGGAGCUUGCAGAAGGCGCUAAUGCUGCGUAUUUGCAGUUGCUGAACCUGUUCGCCUAUGGUACAUACCCAGAUUACAUAGCCAACAAGGAGAGCCUGCCAGAACUGAGUGCGGCUCAGCAGAGCAAGCUGAAGCACCUCACCAUCGUGAGCUUGGCGUCAAGGAUGAAGUGUAUCCCCUACUCUGUGCUGCUGAAGGACCUGGAGAUGAGGAAUCUCAGGGAGCUAGAGGACCUUAUCAUUGAGGCUGUCUACACUGACAUCAUCCAGGGCAAGCUGGACCAACGGAAUCAGCUCCUGGAAGUGGAUUUCUGCAUUGGCCGAGACAUCCGGAAGAAAGACAUCAAUAACAUUGUCAAGACCUUGCAUGAGUGGUGUGACGGCUGUGAGGCCGUUCUCUUGGGCAUUGAACAGCAGGUUCUGAGAGCCAACCAGUACAAAGAGAACCACCACCGGACUCAGCAGCAGGUGGAAGCCGAGGUUAGCAACAUUAAGAAGACACUCAAAGCAACAGCUUCCUCCUCAGCUCAGGAAAUGGAGCAGCAGCUGACUGAACGGGAGUGUCCUCCCCAUGCUGAGCAGAGGCAGCCCACUAAGAAGAUGUCCAAAGUGAAAGGUCUGGUCUCCAGCCGCCACUAGGGCUGGCUGGGGCAGCUGGCACUCAGCAGGCCUGGGUCAGGUCAGGAGGGGACACCCAAGGCCUAGUUCUGCCCCUCUGUAACUGCAGUGAGUUCCAGAUCUGCCCGCCCCUCACCAGUAUGUCCACAUCCAUUGGUCCCAUUGCGGAAAAUGAUUGCUCCUCCCUUGCCUCCCUUCCUAGUUGUUCCCUUCAGACUCAGGGGCUCAACGGAUGCCAUCCUACCAGGGUCCAACACUGCCCAGCUUCCCUGCAGGGGUUCUCGUCUCUGUGAUGGGCUACCUCCCUCCCUGUCGUUGUUUUGCGCUCUGUCAUUUUGUCGGGCUGGUCCUAAGCUGGAGGCAGUUUACCCAGCCCCGAGAUGACUGUGGAGAUGGCUCCUCUCUGAGUGAAGAGGGCCUUGCUUCCCUAGCCCCAUGUACCACAUCACCCACAGUGGUGUAGGUGUCUCUAGUCAGGUAGCCACGUUCCUUCCUCUCCUGCCUUACCCCUGUUGGCAGUGCCAGUUGAGGCCAUGUAGGGAUGUGGUGCUGGGCUAUGUUUACUAAACCUUUGGGUUUUCAGCCUCUUAAGCCCAGCCAGGAUCUCUCUUCAAGUUGGGUCACUGGGCUGACUAACCCCUGGUGUCUGAUACCAGCGGGGGGUGCUUGGGUCUGUGGGCAGCAGAAGGUGUUUCUCCUAGCUUGGCAUCCUCUGCUGGCUACUCUUCCUGCUGUCUCUGACUGCUCAGCCUUGACUUGGCAUUGAGGCCCAGCUGCCCCCUGGGAUUGUCUGCCAACAUUUGCUCUCCCGAGAUCUUUCAUGCCUCCCGGCUGCCCCUGGGGUAGGAGUGGUGGUGCCGAAGCCCCUCAGACUGGUAAAGGACCAUUGCUGCUGCUUUCUCCUUCCUUCCCGCCCCUCCUUGGCUGUGACCCAGAGCCCUCUGAUGACAUCAGUACUCCACUCCUGGCCACAGAAAAGGACUUGACUAGACUUUCUGAACUUGAACAGUUUCAGGUCUUGGAGGCAUCUUGGGGAUGAAGCCCAUGCCCACAUUGAUUUCACUACCGGAUCUUUGAGGGUAUUGAUACAUUUUGGGUAAGUUUUGAUAAACAAGUACUUCUCAAGACCCCCCAAGAGAUGUAGAACACCUCCCAGCCUCAUAGACAUUUCCCCCAUGACUCUCAAGACCCCAGACAGGGACACACUGUGAGCAAGUUACUGCUGGUCCUCUUUUCCCCAACUGGCAAGUUAAUUUUGAAAAUUUUUUAUUUUUUAUUUUAUUUUUUUCUGAGAUAGGGUUUCUCUGUAUAGCCCUGGCUAUCCUGGAAUAUUCACUCUGGACCAGGCUAGCCUCGAACCCAGAGAUCCACCUGAGAGCAUUGGCCAGGAAAACACAACUCUCUCUCGGCUCCUUUGUUCUUACUGUGAUGGGAGAUUCUGUGUGAGUUCAGUUUCUCUCCCUGGGCCGAUUUUUCUCCUCACCACCAUUUCUUACAUUUCUGCAUCUUCCAUCUCCAGUGUCUUCUUGACACUGCCCAUCUUUUCUCUCUCUGCCUCCUCCUCCUCUUCCUCCUCCUCCUCAGCACCUGCGUCUGAGCAGCCGCCUUCUGCCCUCCCUCUGCCUCUUCUUUUUCAUCAAGGACACCGUGGACCCCGGCUUUCUGAGCUAGCAUUGAUGAGUGCUCCCUCAGCUUUCCCGGCACUGUUACCCCAGGCCUUUCCUGAGUUUCCCUGCCAGCUUCCAAAGUUCUUCUGGGAUGUGUUAGUUGCUUUCUGUUUUAUGACAAAAAUAACUUGAGAAAAUCGAAGCUUCAGUGGAUGGUUCCUGGUCUCCACUGUCUCUGGGCCGUGGUGGGCAGAGCACCAUGGUGGAGCUGGACUGCUUAUUUCUAGGCAGCUGUGAAGAAACUGAAAGGAAGGGCCUGGGACGAGAUGUACCUCCCCUCCAGCCAGGCCCCACCUCACAGCAUACAGGGAGGAGAGCACAUUACAGAUCCCAACUCUGACACGGACUCCUUCGUCUGUGCUUGCCAGGGGUCCCUGUGACUUCCCUUUGCUGAUACACGUCCUCCAUAGGUCUUGUGGCUCGUUGCCAUGGCUCCAGUCUCUCCUCCAACCCCAGCUCUCCAUCUGUGACUGCUCAACGUGAGAAGCAGAGCCAGUUGGCCAUCCCCCAUGUGUUGUCAAUAAAUGGUGUUACCCA
Messenger RNA from Apodemus sylvaticus (European woodmouse), 3393 nucleotides. RefSeq names its product COP9 signalosome subunit 7B (gene Cops7b). Gene Ontology annotation, biological process: COP9 signalosome assembly. The record is from RefSeq and is a predicted model, not a curated record. Gene Ontology annotation, cellular component: COP9 signalosome. NCBI's taxonomy places the organism in Eukaryota, Metazoa, Chordata, Mammalia, Rodentia, Muridae.